UCUUGUUUGGUACUUUUGGCCCGUACAUUCUAGUCCCACUCCAAGUGCUCCACAGUUCGUGUCUUGCUGUCACCUUCUCUGCUCAAAAUUAUAAAUAACAGGCACUUCACACACCAAAUGUACAAAAUUCCACUAUCUUCUUCAGUUUAUUUCUCAAUUUUGUACCCCAAAUCCACACCCUUUUGGCUCUGUAUUUGUAUGGCAGCUGGCUUGUUGGCUUUUGAGGUGGCUGAUCUCUGCCUAGGCAAGCCGCCGCUCCGUUCCCUUUCUGUCUCCGCUACAGUUGGUGAUGCCCUGGCGGCGCUAAAGGCGACAGAGGAUAAUUCCGUCAGUGUGUGGAAUUGUGAUCACUCUAAGAGGGAUUUGAAUGCCGGCGAUCAAAACUGUGUGUGUGUGGGGAAGAUUUGCAUGGUUGAUAUAAUUUUUUAUCUUUGCAAAGAAGAGAAUUUAUCUUCUCCGACUUUGGCCUUGAAGUCCCCUGUUUCAGUUUUGCUGUCAAAGUUUAAGGGUCUUGUGAGGCAUGUGGAGGCCUCUUCAAGCUUACUUGAGGCCAUUGAUCUGAUUCUCCAAGGUGCCCAGAACCUCGUGGUCCCUAUAAAGAGCAACAACUCGGGCAAUUCAAAGAGAAAACAGCUCCUAAAAUCAUCAUCAAUGAGUCCAACAGUUCACAAUGGUCUCGAAUUCUGUUGGCUGACACAAGAAGAUAUAAUGAGAUUCCUUCUUAACUCAAUUAGCCUUUUCUCCCCGAUACCGACUCUCUCCAUUGAAGCCCUUGGCAUAAUCAGCCCUGAAUUUUUGGCUGUUGGUUACCACUCCCUGGCUUCAUCAGCUAUUGGAGCUCUCUCCCAAUCCCUAGUGGAUCAAACUUCGGUGGCGGUUAUUGAUGAUGAUGGAACUUUGAUUGGUGAGAUCUCGCCCUUUGCCCUCGCCUGCUGUGACGAGACUGUGGCAGCUGCCAUUACAACCCUCUCAGCCGGGGACCUACUGGCCUACAUUGACUGUGGAGGCCCUCCUGAGGAAAUUGUGAGGGUGGUUGAGGCGAGGUUGAAGGAGAGAAAUCUUGAGAAUAUGCUAGAGGACUUCGUGAUCGAAUCCUCCAGCAGUACUACUCUCUUCAGCUCAUCUUCUGAUGAGGAAUUGCCAUCCCCGACUAGGACAUUGUCAAGGUCAGGGCGAUAUGGUAGAUCUACCAGCUACUCAGCCCGAAUGGUGAGAAGGGCAGAGGCAAUAGUGUGCCAUCCCGGAAGUUCUUUGGUGGCAGUGAUGAUACAGGCAAUCGCGCAUCGGGUAAACUAUAUUUGGGUUAUUGAAGAUGAUUGCAGUGUCGUUGGAAUUGUAACAUUUGCUACCAUGCUGGAAGUAUUCAGAGAGAAAUUAGAAUCCAUGAUCUGAAGCAAAGAUCAGUUAGUUCUCGUUAGAGUGAAAGUUCUUUCUUUUCAUUGAUAAAAAUAGGGAGGAACAUAUUGUGAAUAUGAGCCUUUACUUUGUGGUUUUUUGUAAAAUGUGGUUUGAGGACUUGCUCAUCCAGAACCUGGAUGGAUGGUUUCUUUGGUAAUUUAAUUUCAAAAUGGUUGGUUUUGUACUAAAUUUUAUGAUCAUAAUCAAAUUUACAAAUCGUGCAGUGAUAUUUUUGUUCA
This is a messenger RNA of Olea europaea var. sylvestris, 1637 nucleotides long. Its product is annotated as CBS domain-containing protein CBSX5-like. Bases 118 to 1392 code for a protein of 424 amino acids. The record is from RefSeq and is a predicted model, not a curated record. Lineage: Eukaryota; Viridiplantae; Streptophyta; Magnoliopsida; Lamiales; Oleaceae. The transcript is spliced from 2 exons.